Colossoma macropomum (tambaqui) is the source of this 1193-nucleotide messenger RNA. RefSeq names its product nipsnap homolog 1 (C. elegans) (gene nipsnap1). Lineage: Eukaryota; Metazoa; Chordata; Actinopteri; Characiformes; Serrasalmidae. The coding region runs from base 150 to 986 and encodes 278 amino acids. Gene Ontology annotation, cellular component: mitochondrion. The transcript has 10 exons. The record is from RefSeq and is a predicted model, not a curated record.
UGUUGCCCUUUGCCUGCUGGAGAGCAAACGUGGAGGCGCGACCCCGUUAAAGAUUAACUGAAGCUCCUUGUACAGUAUUAGAAGUGUGGAUGUUGUGAAGGAAAGAAGACUGGAUUGUUGUUUAGGUCUAAACAAGGACGGCUAAGAAGAUGACGGCGACUUGGUGCGUGAAUCUCCUCAGGAAAUGGAGGUUUUGGCGCGAAACUUGCCGCACGUCACCGCUGGUCAGGGGUUUGGCGAAUAAGAGUGAUGAUGGUUGGUUGAGGUCCAUGUUUGCACACCAAGUGGAUGCCAGGAAAGAUGCCCACUCCAACCUGCUCUCCAAGAAAGAGACCAGCGGCCUCUACAAAAUACAGUUUCACAAUGUCAAACCAGAGUGCUUGGAGGCCUACAACAAGCUAUCAACCGAGGUCCAAAAAGAGCUGCACAAUGAUGCAGAUUACCCCUGCGAAGUGGUGGGAAGCUGGAACACAUGGUAUGGAGAGCAGGACCAGGCAGUGCAUCUGUGGAGAUACUACGGUGGAUAUCCAGCACUAACAGAAUGCCUGAACAAACUUAGACUUAACAAGUCAUAUCUUGAGUUUCGCGAAGAGAGGAGUAAAAUGCUGAUCUCGCGACGGAACCAGCUUCUGCUAGAGUUCAGCUUCUGGAACGACCCUGUACCCAGACCUGGACCCAAUAUAUAUGAAAUGAGAACAUACAGAUUAAAGCCUGGCACAAUGAUAGAGUGGGGAAAUCACUGGGCCCGAGCUAUCAAAUACCGCCAAGAGAACAACGAGGCUGUAGGAGGAUUCUUCACACAGAUUGGAGAGCUCUAUGUUGUUCACCAUCUGUGGGCUUAUAAGGACCUGCAGUCCAGAGAGGAGACCAGAAACUCAGCAUGGUUGAAAGAGGGCUGGGAUGCUAACGUGCACUACACGGUGCCUUUAAUUCAGAGUAUGGAGUCGAGGAUUUUGAUUCCCACAGCGAGCUCCCCUCUGCAAUGACGGAGAGGCAGACAGAGCCUUUGGAGUCCGCGGUCGUGAAGAGAUGUUGACGCUCCAGUGGAUUCUCAUCUUCUCUGGACUGGAAAAUGACUUGAAAAAAGAAAAGAACUUCAGUUAUUAGAUUCAGCUGAAAAAGAAAAUUGAGUUUUAACAUUUUAUAUUUCUUUGUGGGGAAAAAUGAAUCAAAGUGUUCUCUGCACUCCUGUU